Molecule: messenger RNA, 3305 nt
Organism: Phlebotomus argentipes
Lineage: Eukaryota; Metazoa; Arthropoda; Insecta; Diptera; Psychodidae
Gene: ebo
Product: exportin-6
Exons: 3
Coding region: 172-3255 (1027 amino acids)
Biological process (GO): protein export from nucleus
Molecular function (GO): nuclear export signal receptor activity
Source: RefSeq, a predicted model, not a curated record
UUUAACCCAGUAAACACUGGGAACACGGUGAACAUCAUUGAUUUUCCAAAGAGGGGCAAUAGUGCAAAGAGAUUGUUUUUCUCUUAUUUCUCAAAGGAAAAAGGCAGACUUUCUAGUGAUAAAUGAGUGGAUCGUGAAGAAAAAUUAUCCCAGAACUCUUAGGAAUACGAAAUGGUUUCCAUCGAGAGUGGAAAUCAAAAGCUGUCAUACUGCGAAAUUGAGUCCUUGUGGCAUCUCUUCAACGCGCCCACCACAAACAAUGAGAAAAAGCACGAGAUUGAGGCACGACUGAGGUGCUGGCAACUGCAGGAGGGCGCUUGGCAGCUGUGCUUGCCUCAGCUGAGUGACUUUGGGGCAACAAUAUGGUUUUUCAACGCGUCCACGGUUGAGGUGACAAUUAGCCGAGGAUGGGGAAACCUUCCGGUCAGCAGCCGGACGAUGAUAAGGAGUGCUCUGUGGGGAACUUACAUGAAAACUGUGGCGGAUAUGAGAUUUCAACGGAACAAACUAGCACAGCUGAUCGCCUUGGUGGGGAAGAGAGAGUUUCCGCAGGAUCAUUCGGGAUACAUGAAUGAUGUGGGAAAUUUGCUGAAGGUGAAUUUCAGUAUGGGCAUCCUUUUACUGCGCUGUACGUCCGAAGAAGUGACUAGCACGAAGGAGGACGUGACGAGUGAGCGAAAGAGACACUUCCAAUCCUGCGUGGCGGCUUGUGUGCCGGAUAUAUUUAGAUUGCUCAACAAGUUUCUCUCCGUCACGCUGUUCAGAGUCUCGAGAGCAGGACAAGUCUUUGCGAAUGGCGACGUGAAGCUUGAAGAGUUCGAGGGAAAUUUAGAGAGAUCAAGUCUGGAAUUACUUACGUGCGUGCAACACAUGUUCUCUUGGGUGCCGCUCGAGCACGUGCUGGAUGACUUCCUCCUGGGCGCUCUUUUCGAGCUGGCCAAGUGGAACGACGCCCACUCAGACGUGGCGACCUCCACCUUAACUACAAUCUGCGAGCUCUUUUACCGCCAGAGCGCCAUUCCGCACGUGGCCAUCGCAACUGGUAUUAUGGCGCUGCUACAGGCCAAUCUCAGCGACGCCUCUGAGAUGUACCAGGACAAACUAACUGAACUCCUAAGACUUUUCACCACGCAACAAACCUCACGCUGGAUUUCCGACGAGACAUUCCUCAACCUGCUCUGCGCUUUAUACAAGUUCACCUUCGCCGGCUACGGCGCCCUCGCCUUUACCGAACGUCUGACCAUCUGGACGCCUAUCGUGAAGGUGUUGCUGCCAAAAGGUUUCGGCGUGUAUAAUGAUCUCCUUAUGAGCCUCGCUGCGGGCACAAUAAACAAAAUGCAGUUCCAGAACGAUCAGAACGAGGGCUUUCUUGAGCUCCUCGAUAACAGCACUCUGGAUGACGAUCUUGAGACGGAGUGGCAACACUUCCUCACGCAAUGUAUCGAAUCCGUGGCUCUGAUCGCCGAAGGUAGUCCUGAACCUGUGCUGGAGAUCGUACUAAACGCGUGGAAGGCCUCCUUUGAGGUGUUUCUUGUGAUAGAAAAGGCCAUAAUCAAUGAAUCAAGCCUCUGGACCAGCACUUCCAAGUGCCACUACAUUCACUGCGUCUUGCGUGAUCUCUCCUCCCUCUGCCAAACACUCUCUCGUCUGGUGCCCAUCAUCGAGGCCUGUUCUGAGAGAGUGUCGGAAUUUGUGCUCACAGUGGCCAUCGGUUUGGUGCUGACUGUAAAGUUCUUAGCCACGAAGAAGCCUUACAAGAUGUCCACAUUCACCGAAGAGAUUCAGGUGGACUUUGCCGAGACUCUGGCUCAAAUGCUUGCCGCCCUGCGAGGUCUUCUGCCCUGGUCAACAGUACUGAAGUUCGAUGCGUCCGUGAACUCUCUGAUCGACGUUGUGGUGCACAUUCUGCUGCCCACGGAGACGCUAGAGCCGAAGAUUGUCACUCUGGCAGCGGCGCAGCUUCUCAUCGGUAUCACUUCCAUCAUGCGACCAAGCACUCUUCAAGAGCAGAGUGGAAUGGUGCAGCUGAUUCAAGCAGGGAGGAAUUUGUCGCAUUUGGACAGACAGACUAGUCAACUGGUCUAUCAGUCAAUUUGUAAUUGCCUGAUUUUGCCACAAUUCCAAGGUGCAGGAUCGCACGAUCACCAAAUGGUGCUGAAUCAGCGAACAACUCGUCUCAGCGAGUACAUAAAUACUCUGGCCAAAGAACUUCUUCAACUGGGUACCGUUAACGUCUCAACGGCGAACAGAGUAACUGAAGUUGUUACAAGUGUGCUUCCAAUCCUUCGCGAUAUACUCGAUUACUACGAGAGUGCGGCGUCAGUAACAAAACAGAUCCUUUUGUCGGCCUUCCGUGGAAUUUUGGAGAAGAGUCUGCAGAUCUACAAUGACUUCUACACCUCUUGUCCUGGCAUCACAGACACUGUGCUGUCUUUUGGCUUCAGCGUAAUUCGAACACUGCAGAUUCAAUUGGGCACAGAAUAUGUAAGACAUAUUCUGGGCAACUUUCUUAAUGCCUGUACAAAAAAUAGCUUCACGGAGUCACAAAUGAAGUCAACGGAAACUCUGCUACAGAUUCUGUGCCUGAUUGUCAAAACGUCAGGAGCGUCAGUUCUGCUACCGGCAAUCUUGGAACUCACGUUGGACCACUUGGUGCCUUUUCUGGUGCAGGAGAGAAAUUGGACCACAAAGUCUGAUAUUGUGGCAACACUGUACGAAUUGUUUGAUGCUAUUCUCAUCAAUCAUUGGCAGUACUUCUACAAGACAAGCGUUCUAAGGCGCCUUAAAACUGACGAGCACGUCCUGACUGAGGGUGAGAAAGUGCAGCACGUGGAGCGAUUCCUCGCUAUUCUCACCAUGUACGGUGAUGCUCUGGUGCAGAACGAUCCGCACAUUUGUCAGAUUGUCCUUAAGUCGCUUCAGGCGGUGAAUGAGCAUUGGAAGUUGUAUCAGAAGGAAACAUUCCAGACUCACUUGCUCUCAUCAUUCCAAUACACCCUUAUCAAUUGCCUCCUGAUGCCCGAGGGCGCGCUCUUCUACGACCAACUCAUGCAGACGCUCUUCACGAUGGGUCAAGUCAACACACAGACUCUCUACAGAUCCUUCCUAUCGGCGGGAUUCACUCCAGAGUCGGAAAUGGUGCGGGAAAUCUGUGCGACUUCUGAUCUCCCGACAUUUUCAUUCCGGAUGGGCCACUUGAUACAAGACACUCGCUGCGGACAGAGUUCCAAAUCCCAAGUCAAGGGAACACCGUGAAAUAUCAUUCCCAGCUCGUCGAAAUUGUAUAGUCUUUUUUUCAUUCAAUA